UUAAUUUUACAGACAACAAAGGUAUAGAGUAAAUUGAUGUUGAUGUUUUUUUCAAAAUUAUUUAAAUUUAAAAGUGAUUUAUUAAAUUAAUGCGAGUUCGGGAUAUGAAUUCCAACCGACCGUCUAUUGGAUCUUGGAUUGGUAAUCCAAUACAAAAUCCUAAUUUACUUCAAGUACCAUUACCUGGUCCAAUACAAGCGCCAGUUCAAGCUCCAUUGUCGGGUCAAUUAACUGAUCCUGGUUCCCAUACGACCGUGCUUACUGGUCCUAAUCGUAAUCCUGGAGCUCUUCAUAUACAAACUAUCCCAGCUAGAUCAUCAGGUCAGUCUCUGACAGUUACCCCAACUGAUCUAAAUGCUCCAUUGAGACCCAACAUUGAAAUCAUUCAAGAGCCAAUAAAGACAACCUUAACAGUUCACACCGCACCAGCCCAUGGACAUCAAGUACAUAUUUCAUCAACACCUCAACCCCAUCAUAAUAGCUCUUCAAUAUCAGCUAAUCCCCAAUCGGUAGCUGUUGCCAGUGCUGUAGCCACAAGUAUUGGAAUUGGAGGUGCUGCAUCUACUGCUGGUGUAAGUGGUGAUGCUAGCAAUAGGACAACCACUGUUUCCGCAACGAGCCACCAAUCUCAACAACAGUUUCAAAGGUUAAAAGUAGAAGAUGCUCUAUCUUAUUUGGAUCAAGUUAAAUUUAAAUUCAAUAACCAACCUCAAGUUUACAAUGAUUUUCUGGAUAUAAUGAAAGAAUUUAAAUCACAAAGUAUAGAUACUCCUGGAGUUAUUCAACGAGUAUCUCAUCUGUUUCAGGGUCACAACGAACUUAUUGUCGGUUUCAACACUUUUCUACCACCUGGUUACAAAAUUGAAAUGCAGUCAAAUGAUCAAGUUAAUGUCAGCAUGCCAUCCAGCACCAGCAUCCUCAUCAUUCAUAAUUCAACUUCUAACUCAGUCACCACUAACCCUCAAAUGUUGCAUCUUCCCAGUUCUACACCCUCUCAAAAUUCAGUCCAAGCUUCUCCACACCAUCCUGGUGUUCAUUUGACCACCACCAAUAAUUUACCUGGUCAAAUGAAUAAAACCAUCUACUCUUCUCCAUCCUCUUCAACAAACUAUCAACACAAUCCAAAUAUCUCUAUUUCAUCCAGAUCUGUUUCGUCUGAUUCUCAUAAUACAACUCUCUCUCACUCAUCUGUGGCAUCACAACUAACCAACGUUCCGGCUACUCCACCUAUUGCUCCAAGUUCGCGAACAGUAUCAAUGCCAGUUAAUGUACCACCAUCUGCAAGUAUAGUAGGGUCUAUGGGAACUGGUCCUGGUCCAGGUAUCUCAGGAAGUGGUGGUGGUGGUGGGGGUAAUAACAAUAGUUCUAAUCUGAGUUCUUCGUGUGCCCCUGGCACAGGUGGAGAUGCCAAUUCUAGUAGUGCUCAACCUGUAGAGUUUAAUCAUGCUAUAAAUUACGUGAACAAGAUAAAGAAUCGUUUCCAGGGUCAACCAGAAGUUUACAAACAAUUUUUGGAGAUCUUACAUGCCUAUCAAAAAGAGCAAAAGUGUCUAAAAGAAGGAAUCAAACCCGAUUCGAAACCUCUCAAUGAAAGUCAAGUUUAUGCACAAGUUGCUAAACUUUUUCAAAAUCAAGAAGAUCUUCUUCAAGAGUUUGGCCAAUUUUUACCUGAUGCCAAUGCUGCUGCUGUAAGCUCAAGUAACUCUGUUUUUCCUGGUGUCUCCCAAGGUGUUAGUUCUGGCUUGCAUCAUAACUCAUCAGCUGGUUCUGCCAUAUCUACAGCCAUCUCUGCAGCUCAUCAUGUUGACAAUCUCGCUGCCGCUCACCGUGCAGCUACUAAUGAUCACGGUGCUAUUGUGAAGAAACCUUUGGCUCGACCCGGUGGAACUGUUCUUGGAUCCAAUAUCACUACAUCUAUGGGUAUUCAAAUAAGGAGACAGCAGGCGAGUGUACAAUCUAUGAAUAAGCCCAAGAUGACCUCCUUACGAGAUGUCAGCUUAGCCGAAGCUGGAAAAUAUGGUAGCCUAAAUGAAUAUGCAUAUUUUGAUAAGGUCCGUAAAGCUCUGAGAAGUCAAGAAGUGUAUGAAAACUUUUUACGUUGCUUGUUUCUCUAUAAUCAUGAAAUUGUAUCUCGUAAUGAGCUCGUUUUGUUGGUCACACCGUUUUUGGGCAAAUUUCCUGAAUUAUUGAAAUAUUUCAAAGAUUUUCUGGGCUACAAAGAUGGUAAUUCCAAUGCAAACAGCUAUUCCAACUUUUCUAUGUCUUCUACAAAUAACAAUAAUAUGUUUAUGGAAGGAUUGUCGCAGCGAGUGGUUGGUAUCAGAGAAAGAGAUAGAGAAAGAUUGAAUCAAGAAGGGUCAGGUAUGGAAAUUGAUUACGCUACCUGCAAAAGAUAUGGUGCAUCAUAUCGAGCAUUACCCAAAAACUAUAUUCAACCCGAGUGUUCUGGUAGAACACCAUUGUGUAAAGAAGUUUUAAAUGAUACUUGGGUAUCAUUUCCCUCUUGGUCUGAAGAUUCUACUUUUGUUACUUCUAAGAAAACUCAAUAUGAAGAAUUUAUUUAUCGUUGUGAAGAUGAACGUUUUGAGUUGGAUGUUGUUAUUGAAACUAAUUUGUCGACGAUCCGAGUAUUGGAAGCUGUUCAAAAAAGGUUAAGUCGCAUGACGCCUGAUGAAAGAAAUAAAUUCAAGUUAGACGAUUGUCUUGGUGGUACUUCGGCCAUUAUUCAUCAACGUUCCAUUCGAAGGAUUUAUGGAGAUAAAGCUCCUGAAAUUAUUGAAGGACUGAAAAAGAACCCGAAUAUAGCUGUACCUCUCGUUUUGAGGCGAUUAAAAAACAAAGAAGAAGAAUGGAAAGAAGCUCAGAAACAAUUUAACAAGAUUUGGCGCGAGCAAAGUGAAAAAUAUUACCUAAAAUCCCUGGAUCAUCAAGGUAUUUCAUUUAAGCAGAAUGACAUCAAAUAUUUGCGUUCCAAAAGUUUGUUAAACGAGAUUGAGACUUUUUAUGAGGAAAGGCAUGAACAAAAUGAGGAAAACAUUGCUGCUGCUGGAGAAGGAACUGGCAAUAACAAUAAUAAUGGUCAGAAUAUUGCUUCUGGACCUCAUAUGACAUUAACUUACAAAAACAAAGCCAUGAUCGAAGAAGCAUGUAAUCUAAUUAUCCACCACGUGAAAAGACAAACCUCCAUUCACAAAGAAGAUAAGCAAAAAAUAAAGCAGCUAUUGAAGCAUUUUAUACCUGAUCUUUUUGCCACCCAAAGAGGAGAUUUAAGUGAUGAUGAAUUGGAAGACUUUGAGAUGGACAAAAAGAUUGACACUUUUAAUGAUAAUCGACCCAAUAAGGAUAACACGAGUACCAUUUGUAUACCAGUUAAUCUUCCCACUGUUAAAGAUUGUAAAACUAAAUGUGAUGGAGAUGUUACCAUUGUUACCUCAGUGAAUCCGUUGACUACCGAGAGUGGACAGUGUGUUAAUGGUAAUAACUCUAGUGGUGGUCAAGCUAAAAACGUAAAUCCUAUGUUGAAUAACGAUCCCGAUGAUAGUUAUGCAUUAUUCUUUGUCAAUAGCUAUUGGUAUCUAUUUUUCCGACUUCAUUUUAUUUUAUGCGAUCGAUUGGCUCAAAUGCAUGAAAGAGCCAUGAUUUUGAUUGCAGAAGAAGAAAAAGAAAAAACUCUGAGAAAAGAAUCAACUGCUGCAGCUCUCAGAUUGAAACCUAAAAUUUUCCUCACAGAUGAUUACGAGGUAGAGGAGUAUUUCCCUGCUCUCAUUGAUAUGGUGAAACAAGUUUUGGAUGGUAAUUUGGAUUUUAAUCAAUUCGAAGAUCAACUAAGAGAAAUGUUUGGAAUUCAUGCCUACAUAGCUUUCACUUUAGAUAAAGUUGUACAAAAUAUAGUUAGGCAGUUACAACAUAUUGUUGGUGAUGAAGCAUGUAUUCAGUGUACCGAAAUGUUCGUCGAAGAAAGCAAAAAUGGUGCCACCGGUGGACCCUGUGCAUCUCAUCAUUUACGUGCUAAUGCAGAAGCAUUGUAUCAAAAGAAGGCUGAACAACUUGUUGGAGAAGAAAACUGUUACAAAAUAAUUAUCUAUAAAGGUGAAGGUAAAGUUACAAUUGAGUUAAUUGUAACAGAUUCAGUUGAAAGCGAAGAUGGUGAGGUUGAAAAAUGGUCGGAAUAUGUUGAAAAAUAUGUUAAAGAAGUAGAAAAUGAAAUAAGCGAUGAGCUUAAAGAAAGGUUAUCCCGUAAACCUGUUUUUUUACCCCGAAAUAUCCGCAUGUGGAGGUACAAGGCUAAAGAGAAAGAAGAAAGAGCUAAUGAAUUAAAAGGAGAUUUGAACAGUGGUCUUCAAGUUGUCGAUGAUACUCAAUGUAAAUUUAAUGUAAACUCAUAUAAAAUGGUUUUUGUUGUACAAAGUGAAAGUUAUCUGUGCAAAAGAAAUGCAUUAACGAAAGCUCGUAAGACACAUAAAAAAGUUUCGAGAAGACUUCAUGCCAAGUUUAAUCAAUUUCAUCAAAAUUGGGUUGAAAAAGAAGUCACCAAUGAACAACGAGACGAAUGUGAAGACUGGUUAAUGGGCCAUAUCUAUGAUGAUGAAGAUGAAGAUGUAAUUAUGAAAAGUGAUGGAAUCGAAGAGACUCCAGUCGAGGAAAGUCCGAUUGAAAAUAAAACAAAAUUAGAUAGUUUAGAUUCAUUAGCUACGGGUACAACAACAACAUCAACUACAUCUAUAUCAACAAUAACUACUCCAACAGCAACUACAACGAUUAAGCCAACUUCAUCUUCUUUGGCCACUAUUGUAACACCAAUAGUAGUAGGAAGUACAGCAAUAACAAUUACGACAACAACUUUAACAACACCAGUAACAACAUCAACAAUAUCAACGUUGCCACCUCCACCACCAACAACAACAACAACCACAACAGCAACAUUAAUAACGACUGUACCUCCACCGCCAUCGAUGCCACAAAAACCGGCCAAUGAACCAUUUAAGAGAAAAACUCGGCGCUUACUGUUCGAUAAUCCAAAUAACAGACCUUACAGACCCUUUUGUAAAUAUUCAACUCAAUGUAAAUAGAUAAGGAUAACACGCAACAUCCAUAUAUACAUGCACAGUAACAUCUCUCACCUUCUUCUGAAAUACAAAUCAAAGCAACUUGAUCUUUAUUCAGAAGAAGAUUUUUUGUCUUGAAAAAUGAAUCAUUUUUGUUCAAAAACGGUUGAUAUUUAUCCUCUCUUUAUUGCUCGCGUUCAUUUUGUCCACCUUCAAUCCUCCUGAAUCCCAACCCUUUAUUGUAUCCAGAGCUCUGUGUUUCUUCACAAUUUUUUUCGUGUUUAUUAUUCCUCAAAAAUUUGAAGAAACUCAUCUAAUUUAUUAAAGUCAAUUGCAAAAUAUAUAUAAUUAAAAUACAUGUAUCUCAUCAA
Molecule: messenger RNA, 5416 nt
Organism: Tetranychus urticae (two-spotted spider mite)
Lineage: Eukaryota; Metazoa; Arthropoda; Arachnida; Trombidiformes; Tetranychidae
Gene: Sin3A
Product: SIN3 transcription regulator family member A
Biological process (GO): negative regulation of transcription by RNA polymerase II
Cellular component (GO): chromatin; Sin3-type complex
Molecular function (GO): transcription corepressor activity
Source: RefSeq, a predicted model, not a curated record